Molecule: messenger RNA, 5265 nt
Organism: Dinoponera quadriceps
Lineage: Eukaryota; Metazoa; Arthropoda; Insecta; Hymenoptera; Formicidae
Gene: CycG
Product: cyclin-G2
Exons: 8
Coding region: 930-1970 (346 amino acids)
Biological process (GO): regulation of cyclin-dependent protein serine/threonine kinase activity; mitotic cell cycle phase transition
Cellular component (GO): nucleus; cytoplasm; cyclin-dependent protein kinase holoenzyme complex
Molecular function (GO): cyclin-dependent protein serine/threonine kinase regulator activity
Source: RefSeq, a predicted model, not a curated record
ACGUAUUUCGCGAAGUCUCGGAUCAGUCACAAUUCGGCAGGUGGGUCGUUCGGUUUCGCGUCCGCGCGUUGCUCUUUGCUGAAAUCCGACCUAACAACAACGGGCACUGUUUUGAUCUCGCGCGGAGCCAAAGAAAAAAGUUAAUUCGACGACGGAGCGCAUCCGUUAAAUUGAUGCGCGGCGCACACGUACAUAUAUACACACAUACACAGUCAACCGCGACAAAGAGCAUUCCCACCGAGUGCGUAACCCCCGGGAGUGCCAACGUUAUCACACACACACACACAUCGAGCUAUAUAAAACUCGACGGACGUUCCUUGAGGAAGAAUAGAAAGGAACCGAGUGAUCAAACGUAACCCUUGAGACUGACGUAGGAUCUAGGAAAGCAACGUACUUGUAAACAACGCGGGUAUCCCUUUUUACUUGCGCUCAAACGAUCAACAGUCUAUGUCAGUGCGCGAAAGUGCCAUCCGCAACGGGCGCUCGUGAUUUUGACAGUUCUCGCUUGUUACAUCAGCCGAGAACUUGUCGUCGGUGCCUUAAUCAACGACACACACACACACAAAACAGUCUUUGUUCGAAACGGACGAGAGACCGCGUACUUCUGUGAUAUAUGCAACACGGCUGUUUUCUCUUCCCCUCUUUCCCAACACACACAUUUAAUUAUAUCUUGUACGCAACUAAUGAGACGCGGUAACGCCGUAGCUGUGCUAGUCAUCGAUGACCGUCACGAUAUUAAACGAGUUAAAUGUACGUUUGAGAGUCGUCAGACAUUCCCUGUAGACACAAUACUCUGAGAUACAAGGCUAGCCAGCUGCGCCAUUCUUGUUGUGUGACUCCUUCUCAUCAGCCACACUACACAUCUCCUAGUGGUCAGGUUAUAGCUGGGCCGUUGUUGUAGUUAGCUGUUGGUGUCACACACUGCAGGAAUGGACACAUCGGGCUUGCCUGUACCGGAUGCAAUCCACCCGCUGCUCGAACAACUGCAUGAGGCCCUGUUGCUGGAGGUUAAAUACCAGCCCAACCUCCAUCAAUUACCUACUACGACGCAGAAUGAUGAGAUAACCAUCGGCGCCCGAGACGGAUCCGCUCACGUGUUAAGAUGUCUGAAAGUGUGGUACGACUUAUCAUCGGACGUGUUCUUCAUGGCCAUCAAUCUGAUGGAUCGCUUUUUAAGCAAGAUGAAGGCGAAACCGAAGCACAUGGCUUGUAUCAGCGUGUCCGCAUUUCACAUUGCCGCCGUCCAAAUGGCGCAGUCUCUAGAUGCCGAUCACCUGGUCUCUAUCUCCCAGUGUAAGUGCACCGGCGGCGAUCUGAAGCGCAUGUCGGAACUGAUACAGAACAAACUGGAAUGGGCGCCCGGAACUCAGCCCACCACCACGUUGACCUUCCUGCAUCUGUUCAACGACAUGUUCCACACGGUGGCGUCGCAGCUGGGUGUCGGUGACAUAUAUGCCAGCAUUGUCACGGAAUUCGAGCUGCUCCUCCGUUUGGAAAUGGUUGUUUGCGACGGUAAUUGUGCGAGUCUCAGGCCUUCCGAAGUGGCUUUGGUGCUGCUCUGCACUUAUUUGGACGCCGCAGUUAAGCGAUUGGAUGCGAACGCGGACACCACCGCGGCGCCGAUCGACACUUCAUCCUCGCACAGUUCAUCCGCCACGCAGGAUCAGAUAGUACGACUCGUGCAGUUUGCCGCGGAGCUCAAGAAGAUAUGUAAAAUCUCAGAUGAGAGUUUCUUUUCUACUUACGAAGCGGUGGACGCUAUACUGAGCAAGUAUAACGCUCAAGAGCAAACACCGCACAGGCAGAGGCUAGUCUGGAGACUGUCAUCGCGCACGGCACGCGUUUUACGCCCGACUGAUAAAUUAACAUCCGUUCUGCCGGCCAUCGCGGAACAUGCUCCGGUUCCUUCUCCGAGCAGAAUCAGGAAAAGCCGAAAGUUUACUCGACGUCAUGGGAACAAGAGACGUUAAUCUGUGACACCGUUAUUAUUCUGAGGACGCGGCACUAGCAGUUGAAUGUCCAUCUGAUACAGCGAGCAAAACCAAGAUUCGUUUUCUACUCCAGUACAAAGAUCAAAGUUUGGCUUGAGAGUACAAACAUCGAUUCACACAUCACGCAUAAUUGAUUUAUCUCAGAUAUUUCGUUUGUGUCGCCCGCUGAGAUGUACAUACUGGUGAAAUGUAAGUCCAUUAUCUCACUGUGUUAAUCUCAGCUCACGUUUUCAUCGUAUCAUACAAACGCAUGCACAUAUUUUGAAGUAUUCUCGCGUACCUUCUAAUAUUUUAUAAAAGAGACAAGAUUUAAACUCCGUUCCGGCGGUAAGAUCGAAUAUGCUGGUAAAUGGGAAGAGGGAAGAUAAGCGCUGUGAGAAACGGAAGAAUCAGCUGUUGAGUUCAUCAAUCGAGAAACAUUGAAAUUAAUGUGAUACAAUGUCCAUUAUAGUUAGCGUACCUAGUAGUAUAACUAACACAGCUGAAGGUAUAUAUAUAUAUAUAUACAUAUAUAUAUCUAUAUAUUUGCAAAAUGCGUUAAACGAGAAAAAAAAUAUAAAAGAAGAAAUAUGAAUAAAAAGAAACAUUGCGAAAGUGUUGAGAGACGUAUAAUGGAAAAACAGUUAAAAAAAUAUAUAUAUUAUAAAGAUAAGUGGGUUGAAUAUAUACACACGAGAGUUGCUAAAUGCGUUAACUUGCGUUUGUUAGCUUCGUCAAAAGAGGAAAAAAGGAAGAAAGAAAAGUGAGAAGAUAAUGUUUUCUCAAUGAGUUCUCAAAGAAUAUGCACUUAUCUUCUAUCAUCGCACCAUCCUAGCUACCAUCUAGCGAAGUGGCCGACGUGGUAAAUACGCAGGUUGGAUGUUACACCGAGCGAAUUUCUUGAUACACACGUUUGAGAUAAGUGACGAAUGAGAUGAUGAGACGAAAUUCAUUUAAAAAGUUUCGAGAUAUCCAAGCAUGUAACUCGGAGUGUUUGAGGCGAAUUUCGCUGUAGAACUCCAUGCAUAAAAAAGGAGAGAUAAUGCGAAUUUAUUUCGGAAAAGCUAUCUUGCUUUCUUUUAUAUAUGAUUCGCAUCACUUGUUUCUUGUCUUUGUUGUCACUCGAAUCUGUAAUCUGAAAUUGUCUCGCACACUCUGGGACUUAGGUCGCGGUAAUAAAUGAAAUUUUCAUUACCGAUCUUGAAGGUUACGAUUAUAUCGCAUCUAGACUUGCGUCACAAUAAAUGGUAACUUGCUCACAGCGCGAGAGAGUGUCAAGGGAACGCACGCGAUGAAAAUGCUCUGAUCUAUCGCCAUUUAUUCGAUAGUGUGAUUCUCACUAUCUCGAAAAGCAAGAUGCGAGUUGUGUGAUUAAUAUAAGAGAUGUGUGUGUGAAAGAACACAUGCGUCGUCAAACGACGCGUUGUUCGCGAGCAGCCUCUGCUCGAUAAAAAAAAGAAAGCUAAAGUAUGUUAAAUGUCUUCAGAUCUUUUAUUCGUAUUUUUAUAUUUAUUUCUUUCACGCGUGCCGACUUGUAUCACAUAUUAAACAAUAUCGUAACGAUAUAUCGAGGAUCGUUUGAUUUUUAAUGAAGCAAGACAAAAGAAAAAAAGCAGCUACCGUUUGAAUGGUUUUUUUUUUUCGAUCUUAGCCAGUUCACGCUAGUCAUAAGUCGUACCGUACUUUCAUCUGAUUAUGAUCUGUGGAAAUACAUUUUCUUUUUGUCCCGUGACAACCUUAUCAAUACACCGAGCAAAUUUACUCCACGAAGCUUUCUGUCUUUUUUUUCCAGUUUCUUUCUCUUUCUCUCUAUGUAUCAUUCUCUGUAUUUUUUUUUUUUAAUGAUGCAUCAGGCACCACGAGUAUUUUUGAGCAAAUUAAAAACGAGCCAAGAGAUGCUCUUAACGAAUUCGUAACGAGAAUGUAAUGCAUUCGUAUAAAAACGAAAUUACGUGUCUCGAGACGAAACUGAUGCCUGGCGGAGAAGAUGGGGAGAGACAACUUUUUUGCAAUUGCAGUGUAGCCAUUCAUAUUGAUGAGACUGCUGGAGCGAGACACGAAGAGCUCGAGUCCUCUAACACUGUGCGUUUUGAACGAACUGUAGCAUCGUACAAAGUGUCCUCUUCUUUCCAUGGCGAAAGAAGAGAGUUAUUUUAUGCUAAUAUUAUUUUCGAUGUAUCACUUUUUAUCCAAGUAACUAUUUUCCUCAAUUAUUUCAAAGAGCACAAAUCUUUGCUCGUCAGUAUUAUAUGCUAUACGUGUUUGAAAUACUAUUUUAAUUCCAUUUUAUUAUUUAUUAUUUUUUUUUUACUAUAAUCAUGUAUCAUUUUCUAAUGUAUUUACAUAAUAGACUAUAACUGCUCAUCGCAAAAUUCGUUAUAAUAUCAACGAUGAUUAUAAAUGCCACGUUUCUUUGCGUAGAAGUAGUUUUAACAUAAAAAACACGCAAGAGAUGUGCAACAGUACAUUUGCAUUUUACGAAUUGCUACACGCGAGAUGUUUGUCUUUCCGGAAAACGGUAUUUGUCUCGUAACUUUAAUUUAUUUCUCCCUUAGUAUUUUUCCGGUUCAUGUUCAAUGUAGCGCGUAUUCAUAUGGUCGAUGGAAUGUUUUGAAUGGUCAAACUCUGUAAUACGGUAUUUGAUAAGAUUCACGUUAUCGCAUUACUGUUGAUAUGAUACUAGAUGAAUCGAUAAUCAUAUUGUAUUGUACGUCUACGAGAUAUCAUGUACCGCAAAAUAUCAUUCACUCUCUCCUCUCAUCGUAUAAUAAUCAUCGUGUAAACGAAAGUGAAUACAGGUGCUUUUUAUCUGUAUCUCACGCAACUCUAAUUGUGUAGACUGUGUACAAAAAGAGCAAAAGACUCUUAACCAUCGAUCGAUCCCAAAAGAUAAAGGCAAAGGAAAGCAAAUGAAUUCCGAAAGUGAUUUAAAUUUUAGUACAACUUUACUUUGUAAUUUUCUCAAUACUCAGAUUAUAAUUACGUAUAUUUAUAUAAAACGUUUACGAUAAGUAGGGUAACCAAAUGAGCUGACGCUACUUUAGGAUUUUCAAAUGGUUUCUUCUGCGAUAUUGGAAAACUAGGGACUAAAGUGAUGAUAAUCACGCAGAGAGAGACGAAGAGAAUCGUUUAUAAUAUGAGAAAUCAUAAUUUAUUGUAUUUAAAAGAAACGGCGAAGACGUGUAAGAAGAGAAAGAGGAAACUGCGCCUCGCGUAUGUGCUGUUACUUUAUAUCAUGAUGAAAAUCGAAUUUGUAAUGCACAAAGUCCGUUUAUAAUAAAAUUAUAGAAGGAUA